Lucilia sericata (common green bottle fly) is the source of this 1682-nucleotide messenger RNA. RefSeq names its product SAM50-like protein CG7639. The coding region runs from base 81 to 1406 and encodes 441 amino acids. The transcript is spliced from 7 exons. The record is from RefSeq and is a predicted model, not a curated record. Gene Ontology annotation, cellular component: SAM complex; outer membrane. Lineage: Eukaryota; Metazoa; Arthropoda; Insecta; Diptera; Calliphoridae. Gene Ontology annotation, biological process: mitochondrial respiratory chain complex assembly; protein insertion into mitochondrial outer membrane.
AGCUCUACAAACUACUUGUUAUACACUUUUUAUGUUAUUAGUUGGUUGUUAACCUAAUAAGUAAGAAAAACACCACAAAAAUGGUGGCUGGCCAAAAAUCAACUUCACGGGAGCCUAAAUUUGAUUUAUCAAAAGUAUCGGCCCGUGUGGAUCGUGUAAAUGUUAGUGGUUUAUUGCGCACGCACAACGAUUAUGUAAUGAAAGCGGCCGAAAGCCUGUUCAAGGCUAAAAAUUUUCAAGAAUUAAUGGUGGAAUCUAUGCACGCCAAAUCCUAUUUACACGAAUUGGGCAUUUUCAAAGAUGUCAGCGUUCAUAUAGAUAUAAGUCGUGGUGAAAAUGCUUCCCCUAAUGGUUAUGAGGUUACUUUUAAAGGCAAAGAACUAUCACGUAUUGUGGGCUCGGUGGGCACUGAAGUGGGCCAAAAUGAAGGCUCUUUGCGUACGGAAUUGACGGUACCUAACUUGUUCGGUCGUGGUGAAAGUAUUUCAUUACAAGGUUCCUAUAGUAGUAAACGAGCGAAUGAUAUACAAUUGAAAUUUUGGAAAUCAUAUUUCCAUACACGUCUAGUGGAUAAUAGACCAGAAGUAUCCUUUUCAUUGUUCCGUCAUAUCGAUCGUAUGGAUGUUAGUAAUUUCAAAAAUACCAGUUUAGGCUGUUUAGCCGAAUUUGCCGUUAAUACCCUAAAGCCUAUAGAGUUAACCCACUCCCUACAAUAUGAGGCUUCGGUACGAGAAGUAUCUUUACUAAUGAAAAAUGUACCCAUGGCUAUACGCGAACAUUGUGGUCCUAAACUAGCUUCACUGCUGCGUUACUCGGUAAUCUUCGAUCAACGUGACAAUCCUGUUUUCCCUACGCAAGGCUUAAUGAUUAAAUCUAUCAAUGAAUAUUGUGGUUUGGGCGGUAAUGUGGCUUAUGUCAGUAAUAAUACACAUGCCGAGGUUAGUGUGCCUUUAUUUGGUGGCCUAGUGGCUCAAGUUUGCGGACGUGUGGGUAUUAUUAAGGAAACAAAACAAACCACAGUAUUGCCCAUCAAUAAUUUAUACUAUUGUGGAGGUCCUUUGACUUUAAGAGGUUUUAAAUAUGGUGGUGCGGGGCCGGUAGUAGAGGGUACACCAAUAGGAGCACAGACUUAUUGGUCAACGGGCUUCCAUUUAUGGGCACCUUUACCUUUUAAUAAAGUAUUUAAAGGUUUGGCUGAUAAUUUCCGUACACAUUUGUUUUAUAAUGUGGGAAAUUUCAAUACAUUUACCACGGAAAAUCUGCGUACAGCAGCUGGCAUUGGUGUGGCAUUUAAAUUGGCUGAACGUGCUCGUAUAGAAUUAAACUAUUGUGUACCUUUGCGUAAAUGUGCGGGUGAUAGAGUGGAAAAUGGUUUUCAAUUUGGUAUUGGAUAUGAAUUUGUUUAAGUGUAAUACUAUUUAUUCUAUUCUAAACAAAACAAAUUAGUUUAAAAUAUCUAUAUCCCCUAAAACAAACAAAAUAUAAAGGCUAUAUUUGACUUAAUUAAACAAUAAGGUUUUAUUAAACGAAAAUUCUAUAGAAAAAAAGGAAACUGAAAAAUCAAAUCCUAAUAAUAAGCAACAAGAAAUUUGUUAAAAAUUAUUAAAAAACAAUUGUAAAUGUUUAAAUUAUAUAAAAUAAAAUAAACUACAAAAUAUCGAUACUAACCAAAAGAACACAAA